This is a messenger RNA of Cataglyphis hispanica, 4571 nucleotides long. It is a transcript of the gene Pdp1, whose product is annotated as thyrotroph embryonic factor. Gene Ontology annotation, biological process: regulation of transcription by RNA polymerase II. Lineage: Eukaryota; Metazoa; Arthropoda; Insecta; Hymenoptera; Formicidae. Gene Ontology annotation, cellular component: nucleus. Gene Ontology annotation, molecular function: DNA-binding transcription factor activity, RNA polymerase II-specific; RNA polymerase II cis-regulatory region sequence-specific DNA binding. The record is from RefSeq and is a predicted model, not a curated record. The transcript has 6 exons. Bases 41 to 1111 code for a protein of 356 amino acids.
CCCCGCGGGAAAUAAUUAGAUGCGCGCGUGAGGUAAUCGGAUGAGUUGCGCGAUGGAGUAUCAACAAUUGGCGCCGCCACCGGUAUCAGCUGGAGUGCUGCACGCCCAGGCGCACCAUCCUCCCCAAUCUCAGCAUCAGCAGCAGCCGGUGCAGCCGCCGCAGCCGCAUCCGCACAUCGUGGUAGCGCCGGCUCAUCAACAGCAGUCGCAGCAACCGCCGCCGCCACCCCUGCCGCCGGCCUCGCACGGCCAUCAGGUGCAUCCGCCGCUACCGCCCAUCCACGACGACAGCACUAGUUCCAGGUGGUCCCAGUACCAGCACUUGUGGAGGCAGCAUCAUGUUUACAUGAACGGGAAACAGGGUAAAGAUGGACCAGAGGAAAAGAAGGAUGCAGAUGGCGAACUUUGGGGCAACGUGGAAGCGCAGGCCGCCUUCCUCGGGCCUACUCUAUGGGACAAAAGUUUGCCCUACGAUGCCGACCUGAAGGUAUUAAAUCAUUACGUCGAUCUCGACGAGUUUCUUUCCGAAAACGGCAUCCCCGUCGAUGGCGUGGCUGGUGGUGGACAGGGUGCCAUGCAGGGUAGCCAGCUACAUAAAAUCAACAAUAUCGAGGCCGCCGGACAUCAGGGACCAGCGGGCCUGCAUUUGGAACCAGUCACUAAACGCGAAAGAUCACCAUCGCCCAGCGAAUGCUGCUCGCCAGACACCCUGAAUCCACCCUCCCCCGCGGAUUCCAAUUCCGAGGACUCGUCACGAAUACAAUAUGGCUUGUCUCUUGUAGCGCUCUCGAUGGCCUCAUCGGGGCGAGACUUCGAUCCACGUACCCGGGCCUUCUCCGACGAGGAGCUCAAACCCCAACCUAUGAUCAAGAAAUCGCGAAAACAGUUCGUUCCGGAUGACUUGAAGGAUGACAAAUACUGGGCGCGUCGUAGGAAGAAUAACAUGGCAGCGAAACGAUCGCGAGACGCGCGUCGCAUGAAGGAGAACCAGAUAGCACUCAGGGCCGGCUUCCUCGAGAAAGAGAACAUGGGUCUGCGACAGGAGUUGGACCGGUUAAAAAACGAGAACAUGUUGCUGCGCGACAAACUGAGCAAGUACACGGACGUCUAACAUCCCGUCCUCUAUCAUGCAUAGCCCGAGCGAUAUACGAAGAAGAAGAGAGACACAUAAAGAGAGAGAGAGAGAGAGAGAGAGAGAAACAGGGAAGAAAGGGAGAAAGAAGAAUACGAGGGUGCAUAACGCCAGCUGCAGCCCCUUUACUCGCAGCACAUAACAGUCUUCGCGUCUUUGCGGAGAAGCCAAGAGGAUGCAAAGCACAUUGACGAACAUUACCAACUCUCGGAUCCGACUGCCGCCGUCCUACAGAGCCGACAACUUGCGGAGAAAUAUCUUCGAAGACCUCUAUUCUCUAUCUUUCUCUCUCUCUUUCUCUUUUUUUACUAUCGCGAAUAAAAUUUUUAUCGAGUCCUCGCUCCUUGUCCCGCUCUAGAGAAAAAAAAACUCCUUCUCUUGUAAAUAGUUAUAUGUAUAGUUAGAUUAUACACACAUAUACACAUACAUAUACAUACAAACACACAUACAUACAUUUGCGUGCGCGCGUUAUAUAUGAAUAUAUAUAUAUAUAUAUAUAUAUAUAUAUAUAUAUAUAUAAAAAGAAAAGAUUAUAUAUAUAUACACACACACACAUACAUACACGAGAAUCUGAGAAAGGAGAUCAUAAUGUCAUACGUACAUAAAUUCGCGCAUGCAGCGCUCGACGAGAUACGCCGAUUUCGUGACAUCUCAGUCUUCUAAAUUUACACCGUGCCGUAAUUUGGAGGGAAUUAGAUUGUAGCGAGAAUCAGCUGUCCAUAAGGCACAAGAUUCGACCUCUAAUUCGGCGAAGAAAGGGCGAAUCUCGUCGACGUUGAGCACUGCCACAAAUAAAGGAGCUACAUCGUUGUUCGAUUAAAUCGACAUGGAGCGGGCGAAGAACACGACGCUUUUCUGCGCACGGGUUAAUUAUCCUGGUUCUUCGAGAAUGCGUUAAUUACUGUAGCGUAUCCCACGUGGUGAUGGUACAAGUGAUUCUAGUUGUUUUAAUCGUAAGAUAGAUGAUAUAUACGUGUUUUGUUUUUUUCCAACGCUUCUCUUUCCUCUCUUUCUCUCUCUCUCUCUCUCUCUCUCUCUCUCUCAUUCAAUAUCACUAUCUAUCUAUCUAUCUAUCUCUAUUUUAAUGUAUAGCGAAUCAAUCCGGCCACGCGAGGAGUGCGCGAAAGGCGUCGCGACGCGACUCCAUUCUUUUCUUCUUUCGUAAUAUUGCCCGUAAUAUCGGCGGCUCGGGAUACGAACAAUGAACCGAGAGAUAUCCCGAGAUGUCCUUCUGCCGCGUAGCGAACAAAUUUUGUACAGGAUGCCCUCUUUUGUAAAAUAUAUUUUAAGAUGCAUCGAGUCAUCCUGACAAGAGCGACGGUUACGCGCUUGUGUCUUUUAGGCGGGAUUUAUCAACGCGGGGCUGGAGACGAAUGGAAUGAAACUGUACCGUGUCCGAUGAUCGAAUCGCGUAGCCUCUAACAUAGAUGAGUGCGUGCAUCGUCGAUGUUAAUCGUAGGCGUCGUAAGUAAAAAGAAAAAAAAAAUGUUACACGAGAAUACGAACCAUCGUGCUUAAACAAUACGCUAGUUGCACAGGCUCGCGUGUGCACUGGCCCCUUUUUUCCUUCCCGCCCCUCUUCUCUUUUUAAGUUUUUAGAUGUUUAUUUUUUCAUCACCGUGAGAGCUCGGUGAUCGAGAGAGCAAAAGCGAAACCGAGACAUGCGCUUUUUCUUUAUGAAAUAACUAUAUAACGAGAAUCUAUAUUGUACAGAUGAACGCGAGUUCGAGAACAAUAUCUGAGCUAGUUCUGCUCGUUGCAAAAUUUAACGAUAAUAAAAUCGAAUCGUAUGUACCGCGCAUUUCGAACAUUUCCAGCAGCGUGGAUCCGGGACACCUAAAAUAACGUGCGGAAUUUGUAAUCCAAUCGCUAGAAUUAAUUUGGAAAAUUAUACAAACGGCGAGAUGACACUUUCAGUUUCGUUUGACGUUUGGGCAUACCGGCGAUACGUAAUGGCCUUGUUUUCCUCUCGACCGUACGAUGCACAAACGCGAAACGCGAACGUUUUGUACAUAUAUCCUUUUAUCGGCCAGGAGGGGUAAAACAGAUCGUGUUAUGAGAUUUCAAUUUAAGUUCGCGUUUGAUCGACGGCAAACCCGUUUUAGAUAUUGCAGGACGAUUUCGCGCGCAAAAACAGAUUUUAUAUUCUCGUUAUCCUCGUAUUUUAGAGCGUAUUAUUGAUAUUCAUUUAUCAUGCAUAUUUUUAUUAUAUACAUUCGUUAUAUACGUAUAAAAUUGUAUACGUAAUUUUAUCGGAGUGUAGAAUUUAUAUUUUGUAGAUAUAUAUAUGUAUAUGUAAUAGAUCAUUGUACGUUCAUUGCGCGAACGCAUUGAUCUCAUUGUUGAUUGAUGAUUUAUCGUCAUUAAAAUGAUUUGCCGAAAGUCGCGCGCGAAAUCGUUUGAUCACAAUUCUCCACGAUUGCCUUGCACAUUUUGACAGCGAAUUACUGCGCAUAUGACAGAUGAAUUCGACAAGCGAUGAAUUAUUGAAUCGAUAUUUUGCGUCGGCAGAUUUAGCGAAUGUCUUCACCGAUCUAGGAUCGUAUUAUAAUUUCGGUAGCGGCACAAAAUUUUACUUUCCAGAAAUGUUAUAUCGUAAAUUAGCGUUAUCUGAUAAAAUAAUCAUUGCAUGGCUUUUCAUUCCGACGCAAUGAGUUGAAGAGAAGAAAAUAGUACGAUAUUCCGGCGUGAAAGCGUAAUAGCGAGAUUGAAAUUUCGCGUUUGAUUGCAUACGAAAUUUCUCACAUCAUUCUUAUAAAGAAUAUAACGUAGAAUGCAGGGAAGUUUUUCAUUAUUUGCGAUAUCUACUUGAAGAUUAACGCGAGCCAAUAUCAAGUUCAUGCGAUAUGUGUUCUGCUUUUCACGCACGCUCGUCAUCAUUAAAGGCAAUACAAAAUUUUGCAAAAGAAAAAAACAAUUUUUUUUCGUACGUACAACGUUUAUACAUAUAACAUGGUUUUAAAAUAUUUAAAAUAAUUUAUUUUAUCACGGGUAGGAGACAAGAUUUGUAAUAAAAUCAAAAAUCUAUUAUAUCGUUGAUGUAUAAAUGAAACUUAUUAUUAACUCAUUUUCCAAUCACGCCGUCCCGGUGCCAUUAAUGAUGCUGAAUGUGCGGUAUGAUGUGGAUCUCGGCACAAGUUACUGGCCUAUAAAAAGCGCAUUAGCAUGAUUGACAUACACUGCAAUCCGACGAUAGUAAUAAUAAAUAAAAUAGUAGAGAGUUAUAUAGCAAGCGCGACAGACGCGGCCGCCGGCUUUGCUCCAAAUAGAAUGAUAAGAAAAUGAGAUAGAGGACACUGCCGCGUCUUCGAUAUAAAUAAUCGUCCGAUCCACUUAAACAAAAUAUGGAAAAAAAAAACAUGAGAAGAAUUAGAUAUGACCACCAACACAACCUAUUGUAUCACAUUUCGAGAAAUAUAUGUAUUUGUUAUUGUUUUAA